AUGGUUUCAAAGACAGCAAGAGGAAAAAAUCUUAAAGGUAAGAAAAAAAGAAAUAUAAAGAAAAUCACUAAGGCUAUUAGUAACAAAAAGGUAAAAAAUGAACAAGAAGUAGUCUUACAAAAUUCAAGUAAUAGUGAAUUUGAAAUAAACAACAGUUAUAUACACUAUCCAUAUGAUAGUUAUUAUAACACCUAUGAUGUUAUAUAUAUUGAUUAUACACAAAAUUAUAAUGAUGAGUUUUUUACUAAUAUAGAAAGUAGUGAAAAUACUUAUCAAGCACAAGAUUAUAUUGAUUGUCAAUACAUACCACAAGAAUUUGAUGUACAAAGUGAAUAUUAA
This is a messenger RNA of Hepatospora eriocheir, 339 nucleotides long. The record is from the annotation of a GenBank genome assembly. NCBI's taxonomy places the organism in Eukaryota, Fungi, Microsporidia, Hepatosporidae.